This is a messenger RNA of Leptopilina heterotoma, 1056 nucleotides long. RefSeq lists its product as uncharacterized. The coding region runs from base 460 to 1056 and encodes 198 amino acids. NCBI's taxonomy places the organism in Eukaryota, Metazoa, Arthropoda, Insecta, Hymenoptera, Figitidae. The transcript is spliced from 5 exons. The record is from RefSeq and is a predicted model, not a curated record.
AUUUUUGCUAUCAAGAAACUUCGUUGUUAUCUCGAAGCCACCGAGUUUACUGUCAUAACUGACCACUCGAGUUUGAUUUGGCUUCAAGGUAUCAAGGACCCACGUGGCAGGCUCGCUCGUUGGGCUUUAGAAUUAUCCGCGAACCGCGUGAAAAUCGAGCACCGUAAAGGUACUAUGAAGGAGUUUCUACAACAACUUUCUUUAGAUCGACACAAACAAAAUGCACUGUCAAAAUGAUGCGCGCGCACAAACUAAAUAUCAUCGUUUCGCGUUCCGAUGUUUCUAUGAUUCUCUAUGAAUAUAUACACUGUGGGAUUAAAAUAUGCAAUUGUUCACUGCGUUCAUUGGUGUAGUGUAAACAAUAAUUUGUAAACAAUAAUUUGUGACAAUAAUUUGUAAACAAUAAUUUGUAUUUUCCUUUGAGAUUCCUUUUUUUCAUUGACUCCUUGGGUGAUUACAAUGUCAAGAGAGGAGAGUCCCAAUAUUGAUUUGAAUUAUGAAUUAAUUCGUUUGGUCGAAAUGCACCCAAAUUUAUAUGACCCAAAACGAAAGGACUACAGAGACUUAAGUAAAAGGAGCGAAUCUUGGAGUGUUAUUACAAUUAAUUUUAAUAGAAAUACAGGCUCUAAAGCGACUGUAAGUCAUAUAAUUAAUCAGUGGAAGCAAUUAAAAAGUCAGUGCAAAAAAUAUGUAGAGGAACUAAAAAAAUAUGUACCUUCUGGAUCGGAACAACAGCCAGAGAAGGAACAGUGGCUGUAUUACACAGAAAUGGCAUUCAUGGCAGAUAAAUUUGCACACAGAGAAACUGAAACUAACUUUGAAGAGGUUGCGGACCCAGAUGUUGAUAUUGAUAAAGACUACUCAUUGGACCAAUUGUCAGGCCAAGAGAUUGGACUUGGAAUUACUAAUGCAAAUAAAGCAACUUCGUCAAAUAAUGAACUCGCUAAUGAAUAUUUAAAAGUAAUCUUAGACGCCUGGUCGAAAGUACCUGAGAACCAAAGGAACAAAUGCUUCAUACAGUUAAAAAAAUUAAUUGAUCAAGAAAAAACAAAAUAG